CGAAUAAAAAGAGGUUGAAAAAUGCCGAAGGUCGUGUCCAGGAGUAUAAUAUGUUCUGACACAAAGGAUCAAGAGGAAUACAGCGAAGAGAAGCCCUUGCACAUCUAUUAUUGCUUGUGUGGGCAAAUGACGUUGAUUCUUGAUUGUGCAAUUGAGAAAUUACCUCUGAGGAAGCGUGAUGGGGCACGAGUGAUUGAUGGCAGCAAACGAGCUCACAAAAUGACAUGUGAGCAGGACGAAACUGUAUUCUUGAAACGUCAAGAGGGAAUCGAAAAGCAGUAUCGACAGAAAUGCAAAAAAUGUGGAUUAUUAUUAUAUUACAAGCACGACCCUUUGGCGAAUAUCGUGUUCGUAGUGAAAGGAGCUGUCAUCAAAAGCUCGGGAGAAGGUCCAAUGACUGAUAUAUACAAUCAGGUGGCUAUUGAGAAGCCAAAGAAAAUCAUGGUCACCAAGCACACGAAAAAUAUGGGGAAAUUCAGCUCGGUGACAGUCUCUACGAUAGAUGAAGAGGAGGAUGAAAUAGAAGCGAGAGAAGUCGCCGAUUCCUAUGCAAAUAAUGCACGAAUUAUUGAAAAACAAUUGGAGAGGAAGGGCAUGACCAAGAGGAAAACAAUGCCUCCACCAGAAGUCGAUCCAUCCAAGAGAUCGAGACCUCGAGGAACUCUUCUAGAUGUUUAAUUAGUCUUUAUUAUAAGUAUAUUAAUACCAUCAACUUUUGUGGAACGAUAUCUUAAGUAAAAUACCUGCAGAUUUUAUUAAUAAAAAAAAAUAAUUGAAGUGAA
This is a messenger RNA of Diachasmimorpha longicaudata, 782 nucleotides long. RefSeq names its product STING ER exit protein. Gene Ontology annotation, biological process: endoplasmic reticulum membrane organization; endoplasmic reticulum to Golgi vesicle-mediated transport. The transcript has 4 exons. Bases 22 to 678 code for a protein of 218 amino acids. Lineage: Eukaryota; Metazoa; Arthropoda; Insecta; Hymenoptera; Braconidae. The record is from RefSeq and is a predicted model, not a curated record.